This is a messenger RNA of Arachis duranensis, 568 nucleotides long. RefSeq lists its product as uncharacterized. NCBI's taxonomy places the organism in Eukaryota, Viridiplantae, Streptophyta, Magnoliopsida, Fabales, Fabaceae. Bases 99 to 380 code for a protein of 93 amino acids. The record is from RefSeq and is a predicted model, not a curated record. The transcript has a single exon.
AACACACGUUAUGUUACUUCAUCAAUCAAAAUACAUAGUUAUUCAUCACUUGUUCAGGUUUUUUGGGAGAGGAACUAAUACAUACAUAUACACACACAAUGAGUAGCUCAGCUAGAAAUUGGAUUGUGGCUGCUAGUGUUGGAGUUGUGGAGGCUAUGAAGGACCAAGGAGUGUGCAGGUGGAACUAUGCUCUUAGAAAUGUUCAACAACAUGUGAAGAGCCAUGUUAGAUCGUUUUCACAACCAAAGCAGCAGUUUUCUUCUUCUUCUUCUGCUGCUAUGGUCUCCACUACUACAGUACUCAAGAGGUCCCAGAAAGCUAAGCAAUCAGAGGAAUCAUUAAGAACAGUCAUGUACUUAUCUUGUUGGGGUCCUAACUAAAUAUUAGUAAUGAGAUCCACUUGGGACAAUAAAGCAAUUUUUCAUCUUUGAUGCUACUAGCUAGGCCAUGAAAAGUUAUGGCUUAAGUAGAAUGAGAUUUCUGUCUCUGCUUGCUGUAUCAAGCUUUGUACAAAUUCAUUAUUAUUGUAUAGUCUAUGAAAUGAAAUGGUGUUACAUGAUUGCUACAA